UUAUCGAUUCAAAUCCCGUAGUGGUAGAGGUAAUAAAAGUUUACGUAGUGACAGGGAACAUUAAGGUUUGAUGAUGUUAUAUAAUCCAGUGGAAUAGAUUUAGAAAGAAAAUAAAGGACAUAAAGAAUUCAGAAACAGAAAGACAUUUAGGUGGGUAUUUUAGUAUUCCGGCACAGAGAACAGAUAAUGGUGAUCGUCUGCUGCAAUUGUGCUCAGACAAUCGUUUAAUUUUAGCAAACACAAAUUUUAAGCAUAAGGAGAGACAUCGUCUAACAUGGCGACUCCUGCACCAAAUCAACGAUGGACUCAAAUAGACCAUAUUGCCAUCAGUCAUCGUUGGAGAGGGUCGAUAGAAGAUUGUCGCUCAUUCUGGAGUACCUGCCUUGACUCCGACCAUGCCCUAAUACGAGCACUCAUCUGCCUGCGCCUCACUGGAAGCAAAAAAGCCACAUUAAAAAGACCUAUUAGAACUGAACUGAGUAACGAGAAAACCAAAAAAAGGUUCCGGGAACAACUGAGGUCACACCUAGGUAGUUCUGAAAACGAGGCUGACCCAGAUGUUGCUUGGAAAGAUAUACAAUCAGCUGUGGAAACAGCGGUGACAUCUAUUAGUGAUUUAAACCAAAAGGUUACGAAAAAACCAAUGGAUUUCUUCAAGGUUUAUUGCACUGAUGGAUUCGCGUAAACUCAUCCCAUC
Schistosoma spindalis is the source of this 697-nucleotide messenger RNA. The record is from the annotation of a GenBank genome assembly. NCBI's taxonomy places the organism in Eukaryota, Metazoa, Platyhelminthes, Trematoda, Strigeidida, Schistosomatidae.